CAUGUCCAUCCUCCGAUUCAAGCCAGUAAGUGCAGGAUAUAGAGUUUAGAGCGCACAAAACACCCGAAACCUCAACCCCUCUUCUUCCGUACGAACUGGUUCAGUAAGGCGGUACAGCAAUUGCGUGCCCUCAACCUUGCGAGCACAAUUCUUGUUCUGCGAGUUCUCGAUGUCGUCCCAAGACUCGAACCAGCCGUUUGAUGAUGUUUUUAGCAAUUUUCCUGCUGGAACAGACCUUUCGAUCCCAUACGAGCCGGAACCACGUCGAAAACGUCGAAAGGUACAACUCGCUUGCGAUUGCUGCCGUGCUCGCAAAGUCCGCUGUGACGGCAAACGGCCAGUUUGCGAUGUAUGCAGAAGAAGAGGAUCUGAGCAAGAGUGUCUGUAUGAGGAGGGCACGUUAAAAACGCAGAAACACAUUCAAGCAUUGGAGGAGCGAUUGGAAGAACUUGAGAGAAGCCGCAAGCAGGAGAUUGGUGGCCGUUCCCCGAGGAUCAGCGCUCCAAAAAGCUCAGCAUCGGAACCAGAAGCGACAGAUACUGACGAAGCUGAGUCAACCGAUGGACUGGCGACUGUCUCGUUACCUAACAAGGAUCAACAUCUGCUCUAUGGUCCGUCCUCGACGAUCGCAUUUGUUGAACACGUACUACUCAUUACAGGCGAGACUGAGGCAUUGGACCAGCCAGCGGCUGAUACAGCCGAACAUCGGGGAGCAAAGCGAUAUAGAACCGAUGCCAAAGAACAAUGCAAAGAUCUGGCUGUCCUAGAUCUUGUACCUAUUCGAAGCAUAUCUGACAGGUAUCUUCAGAGCUUUUGGGAUAUCGUCCAUCCGGUAUAUCCCAUUUUGCACAUCCCAACAUUCAUGCGCUUCUAUAAUCGCCUAUGGGAGCCCGGAGACGUUGAAGAUGGCAGUGAAGCAACAGAAAACUCUAUCAUGCUGGCAACACUAAAUAUGGUCCUCGCAAUUGGAUGCAGGUUUACCCACAGCCCAAAAACGGGUAACCGGGCCGCUUUGGCAGACCAGUUCUACCAGAGAGCGAGGAGGCUCGUGCCAAUCGAUACCUUGGACGAGGCGACACUACCAGUCGUCCAAUUGCUUCUGCUAACCGCUCUUCAUCUGCAAUCAACAAUGCACUCGAACCGAUGUUGGAACAUGGUAGGACUGGCGACUAGAGUGGCACAAAGCCUUGGCCUGCAUACCGAUGCACGUAAAUCCAGUUCUACCAGCCAACUAGAAAGAGAAAUGCGAAGACGAGUAUGGUACGUGUGCGUGACGUUGGAUAGGCUUAUUUGCACCACGUUCGGGAGGCCGUCCAUGCUGCCGUGCAGGUCCCGUGUGCCUUUGCCGAUUACCAUCGACGACGAGUACCUUCUCGAAAUCGGAGAAGGAACUCAACCGCCAGGCUCCUCAUGUCGGCUUGGAUUGUUUGUAUAUACAAUCCGUCUUCUAGAAAUUCUUGAUGACGUGUUGAAAUCUUUCUAUGCACAAGACGCUCAGGAGCAAGUUAUGGACAUCGAUAACCAGACAAAAAUGCCCUUACUGGACUUGGAUGAGAUGCUUCGUCUGAACUCACAGCUGGAUGUAUUUUUGGAUGGCCUCCCGGGUUAUCUGACACUCCAGGGUACUUGUACAGACUCGGAUGUCCAGCAAGAUAACACUCUUCUUCAACCAAGAAUUUUAUACUGUCGCUUUCUUUAUACGCGUCUCCUUUUGCUGCGGCCCCUCACCCUUCCCGCUGAAUUCUCUGCUACAAUCGGAAGCUCUCACCACAAAAACUUUGACGAGGCAGUUGUCAAGGAGAUGACCCAGGAAUGCCAAGAAACCGCCCACAAGCUGAUUUUAGUCUUACACCGAGGCCUGGGCACCGUUUACAGAUGUUCGGCAUGGUGGAGUGUCUACUUCACCUUCGGCGCAGCGACGGUCCUGCAAGCCUCUAUAUUGUCUAAUCCAGAUGACGAGGUAAAGAUUGCUGUUGAUUAUUCGUUAUCCCUGGCCAUGGAAAUCUUUACCUCCCUUGCCUCGGAGGUAAAAUCUUCAACAGAAGCCAUACGUGUCGUUCAGAAUCUCAAAGGUCGACUCCAACGCAUCGAACAUACAGGAUCUUCAGUACCCACUAAGAGGAUCUGCGAUGUCCAAGCUCUCACUGAACCUUUAUCUCAAAGCUUCUUUUCUGGAAACUUUGAUAUGGCACCCAUAAUGGAUCCUUUCUUUGAUGACUGCGCUAUCCAACAGACAUUGAACAGCAUUGAUUGGGGAGCUAUGUUCGAAUCUCAAGACUAA
This is a messenger RNA of Fusarium odoratissimum NRRL 54006, 2281 nucleotides long. RefSeq lists its product as uncharacterized. Gene Ontology annotation, cellular component: nucleus. NCBI's taxonomy places the organism in Eukaryota, Fungi, Ascomycota, Sordariomycetes, Hypocreales, Nectriaceae. The record is from RefSeq and is a predicted model, not a curated record. Gene Ontology annotation, biological process: positive regulation of transcription from RNA polymerase II promoter by galactose; DNA-templated transcription. Gene Ontology annotation, molecular function: zinc ion binding; DNA-binding transcription factor activity, RNA polymerase II-specific; RNA polymerase II cis-regulatory region sequence-specific DNA binding. The coding region runs from base 170 to 2281 and encodes 703 amino acids. The transcript is spliced from 6 exons.